This is a messenger RNA of Pocillopora damicornis (cauliflower coral), 1471 nucleotides long. RefSeq names its product succinate dehydrogenase assembly factor 2, mitochondrial. NCBI's taxonomy places the organism in Eukaryota, Metazoa, Cnidaria, Anthozoa, Scleractinia, Pocilloporidae. Gene Ontology annotation, cellular component: mitochondrion. The record is from RefSeq and is a predicted model, not a curated record. Gene Ontology annotation, biological process: mitochondrial respiratory chain complex II assembly; protein-FAD linkage; mitochondrial electron transport, succinate to ubiquinone.
UGCUGGCAUAAAAGCAAUGGCGGCUAGUAGGAAGUAUUUCUUGAGUUUGUUUGGACGGAAUUUUCGCCAUGUUCUUUAUCAAUCUCGAAACCCUCAUUUAAUGAGACCAAAUAUGCGCUUAUUAUCUGACAAAAUAAUCGACAGUUCAGACUCAGAGCCACCCAUACCAGUGUACAAAUCGCCUCAAAACGAACCGGUCGAUCGCAAACGAGCAAGAUUACUCUACCAAAGCAGGAAGCGUGGAAUGCUGGAAAAUGGACUCCUGUUGAGCACAUUUGCAGAUAAGCAUUUAGAUGGUCUGAAUGAUAACCAGCUGGAUCAGUAUGACAAGCUGAUAAAUGAACCUAGCAAUGACUGGGAGAUAUACUACUGGAUGACAGACAAGAAACCUACACCUACAGAGUAUGAUAAUCCAGUUAUGGAAUUGCUUAAGAUCCAUGCAAAGAAUGAAAAUAUGGAAGAACGUAUCAGACAACCAGAUCUUCAAGCAAAGUAAUCACCAUGAAAAGUCUUUGACAGAGUAUUCUCCCUCUUAUUCCUGAAGAACCACUGGAGAUUUUUUACAAACUCUUGCAUUGCUGUUCUUUGAAUCAGUAAAGCCUGUAACAGUUAUUUGGGUUACUUUGGAAGUUGUAAAGACUCAAGGAACAAUUCAUCAGAAAUUGCAAGGUUUUAAACAACUAAACACUGUUGCUCAUGCAAGAGAAUUACCACAACCUUUACAAAGGGUGGUAACAAAAUUUGUUCCUCAGACAUCCAUGACAAAUCUGAAAGUAACAACAUUUGUUAUAACAAGGGAGAAAUUUAACAUUAAGUUUUGAGUUAGGUGUUUUUGUCUAUCCCUUUGUCCAAUUAAAAAAAAAAUAUUGCUCAUAACAGAAAACUAAACUUUCAAGUUGCUUCUAUUAUUUAUUGCACAAAUGAGUUAUAAACACUUGAAAAUAUCCAAGUUAAUGAUUCUUUGGGCUCUGGGGUGUGACUUUUGCCUUAAUGACUUUACAUGCAUGAUGUGAGAUGUAUUCAUGCAGGGUUGCACUCAUCACUUUUUCAAUUCUGAACACUCUUUUUUGUCUUGAUAUGUUUGUUGAGAAAAUCAUUAUUUUCUUGAAAUGGAACUGUCAUCACCAAGUACAAUCACCAAAUCUCUGAAUGAGUUUGUCCUGAUCACAGAGGUCCUUCUGAACCUUCUUUCUCAUGUAAAAGAUGGGACAAUCACGACUGAAACAAAACAGAUAUUAACCAUGUAAAUGCAAAGCACAAUCAAAAAGUGCCAUGGAUUCAGAUUUUAGAUGAUCCCAAGAGAUUUUUCAUUCACUUAAAAGUAUUUUGUGAGUUAAGAAGCAAAGCAGAGUGUAGAACCUUAAACUCCAAGAUCUGAUUGUUAAUUCUCCCUUCUCACUGCUACACAAUUCCUUAUAAUUUGGUUACCAGAAUUUGUUGUUAGAACCAGAUAAAAUCUUCCAUCUGACAA